This is a messenger RNA of Paraglomus brasilianum, 885 nucleotides long. NCBI's taxonomy places the organism in Eukaryota, Fungi, Glomeromycota, Glomeromycetes, Paraglomerales, Paraglomeraceae. The record is from the annotation of a GenBank genome assembly.
AUGGCUACACAACGUGCAGCUGCAGGUGUGUCCAUUGACGAGCAGAUUGCAGCUAUUCAUAGAAGUAAGGGGCUGACAAGUGACGGAGAUUCCAAGAUCGGUCCACGCAUACCACAAGCGCAAGAUUCACCCCACCAACAACAAGCACAUAUGGCAGCAUCACAAUUCCAAAACCUUCAAAAUCAGCACCAAAUGUAUGGAUUUCCUCCAGUCCCUCAUAAUCAAGUUUACUCACCAUAUGUUCCUUCCUCGGCACCGUUUGCUCACCAGCUGUCAGGUUACAUCACUUCAGCACACCCACAUGCUAACAUGGCAAUGGGUCAUCAUCAUAUGUUACAACGUCCACAUAUGCAAUCUACGCAUCGACCACCACAACCACCAGGCAUGCCUCCAGUAAUGAUGUCACAUGUGCAGGGACAAUCACCUAUACCUGCAAGCGGAAUACCUGGAGCACCAAUUCCUUACGCAGCUUCUAUGUCGUUAGAUAAGGAGAAAGGACGACUUGCGGAAGAAGACCUGGAUCCAACUAACCCAGCAAAGAAACAGAAAUUGGAUGGUAAUAUACCAGCAGGCACUGGUUUUAUGAACGAUGAUAAUAUGUCUGGACACCAGACUUUCUUCACUCUCACCAUUCAAUGCCCUAAUCUGCCUGAAAAACCAGAAUGGAAUUGUACGGGACAGUCAUUGGAAAUUGAGGAUGUUUCUCUAAAUAUGCUUGUUUCCACUUUAAAAGACAAGAUUGCUGCACGAUUGAGUUUUCCUGCUGGCAAACAGAAACUCGCAAUUGGGGGUCAAGUUAUGAAGAAUCAAGGUGCAUUAGGAUUCUAUAAUAUAGAAAAUGGUACCGCCAUAUCGUUACAGGUGAAGGAUAGAGGCAAGAAGUAA